AUGAAGAGAAUCAACAUGGCUGGCGGGCAACUGAAAGCGCGCGCGUGUACCGCCGCGUUAGGUGGUGUGCUUGGUUCUACGAGUACUCGACUCGAUCGACUGUAGACCGAGACUCGAGUUCAGUACCCGGUUGACAGCCGGUGAGGCGGCGGCGUGACGUGGUGUUCCAAGCGUGUUAUACGCGCACGCCGCCUCUGCGCGAUUUUCUAUAAAUUGUAAAUAAAUUUUGUAUACAAUGAAGAAUAUUAACUGUUCAGCAUGUGAUUACCUAUGCUGUUUUUAAAACAAUCUGUAAUAGUGUUGUUUAUUUAUACGGAACACGUUAUGUAGUGUCUUUGAUACGAACUAGGGAGUAACGAAUCGCGUAAUUCACAAUCAAAACACGGUAUUUAUUUAUUGAAUGACGUAUUAAGGGAUUAUACAUGCGUUUUAUGUUGUGUGCUUGCUUACUCGUUCUAAUUUUAGUGUGCAUCAUUGACUGAUUUCGAUGGAUAAAAACAAAAAAGUGUUGUGGAUGAUUUUGUAUAAAUCCUCCGAAGUGUUAAAAAAUCUAAGUGGAAUUUGAUGAUUAUAAUAAAAUAAUCAACAAUGGCGGACCGAGAACGUCCUGCGAAAACCCCUAUUAGGGUGGGUUUUUAUGACAUCGAGAGGACCAUUGGCAAGGGAAAUUUUGCCGUCGUUAAGUUAGCACGACAUCGAAUAACGAAGACUGAGGUAGCAAUUAAGAUAAUAGAUAAAUCACAAUUAGACGCCAGCAAUCUUCAAAAGGUCUACAGAGAGGUGGACAUCAUGAAGAGACUGGAUCAUCCUCAUAUUAUUAAGCUUUACCAGGUCAUGGAGACGAAGAACAUGAUCUACAUAGUUUCUGAGUAUGCAAGCAAAGGCGAAAUAUUUGACUACAUCGCGAGGUACGGCCGCAUGGCUGAGCAGGCUGCGCGGCGCAAGUUCUGGCAGAUCCUCUCUGCUGUGGAGUACUGCCACGAGAGGCGAAUCGUUCACAGAGAUCUCAAGGCGGAAAAUUUACUUUUGGACGCGAACAUGAACAUCAAGAUUGCGGAUUUCGGGUUCAGCAACUACUAUGCGACGGGAGAAUUGCUCGCGACGUGGUGUGGAUCCCCUCCCUAUGCUGCCCCCGAAGUCUUCGAGGGCAAGAGGUACACCGGCCCAGAAAUUGAUAUAUGGAGUCUCGGCGUGGUGUUAUACGUGCUCGUAUGUGGGGCACUGCCUUUCGACGGCUCCACUCUUCAGUCAUUAAGGGACAGAGUGCUCUCCGGCAGAUUUAGGAUACCAUAUUUUAUGAGCGAAGAUUGCGAGUCAUUGAUUCGCAAGAUGCUUGUUUUGGAGCCGAUGAAGAGGUACACGAUAGAGCAGAUCAAGAAGCACAGGUGGAUGGCAGCGGAGCCCUAUGCUGUGCCUGUGGUAUCGGCAGACCCAGCCCGGAGCCCCGCGCAUGCACCCGCGCAUAACGAGCCCAAUGACCAAGUGCUGAGGCUCAUGCAGAGCCUAGGAAUAGACCCCAUUAAAACCAAAGAGAGCCUCAGGUCGAAUAGCUAUGACCACCAUGCGGCCAUAUAUCUGCUUCUACUAGAGAGGCUAAGGGCCCGAGCUGCAAGCGGGGCCAGUGUGUCAACCGUGGAAGCUCGUACUAGGCCAUCACGCCGACCAUCCUCAGUGGCGGACCAAGCAUUAGCCAAAGAAGCUCAUGAUGCCAGACGAGAACAUCACACUAGAUUACUUCAUGCUGGGGAUUCUCAAUCAAGGGAUUACAAUAGAGCCACACCGACAAUAUCCGCUGCACCGGCGGACUCAUCGUCUGCCGAAACGCAGCGACUAUUGUCUCUCGCGGCCGUCAACAUGACUGAACAAAGACUGCUCCAGCGAAACUCCGACCCCUCGGAUACGCACCGGAGCUUUCUCGUCAGUAACCUUGAUGCUAUCUCCAGAAGUCAUGAAUCAGAAUCAACUAGACUACUAUCCAUGAGAAAUAUUGAUGUGACUCAAUCAAACCAAAGGCUAGGUGCUAAAGUUAACGAGCCUACUAUACCCACACAUAGGCUCCUCACCUCAACCUACGAACAACAACAAAACAUACUAAAACAAUCGAGCGAAGACUGCCGACGGCUAUUGCAGCAGUCGACUACUGUAGGGCCUGAAACUAGCAAAGGUACUAUCGACGGUACUAGACUGCUUACUUCGUCUAGUUUUGAUUCAAAGUGUGCUAUUGAUGGUGGAAGAAGUUCUUCAGCGACUGAUCAUAACGCCAUAGCGAGUUUUCUACAAAAUUCGGCUUCAGCCACUAAUUUCAAUGUUGAUACUAUGAAGUUACCUAAUUCAACUACAUUCACUAUGUGUUCCGAAGCAGCUAAACUUAUGAAUACCUUACAACAGUCACCUCUACCUUUAAAGGGAACUGUGAACCUAAGCACAAGCCCCAUCCCUUCACAGCUUGGUGAAUCCAAACUCAGCAGCGUGUUAGAACAACCAAAGCCUCUGGAAUCCACAAGGCUUGUGUCACAAGCGCAACAACAAGACCUCAAUCGUCUUCAAACUAGUACUCCUCCAUUUAAAGAUUACAUGAAUCAUCAUCUUCCUGCCUAUGCAUAUUUACAAAAUUCCGUUCUGCCUCCGAUAUCGAGCACAGCUGAUGGCAAUUUUUCUAUGUCUACUGCAGGCACCGGUGAUUUAUUUCCGACCGGACUAUACAGACCAGACAGCAAAUUUUCUCUUAAUCGAUAUACAACGGGACAAACUUAUUCCCAAAAUCUUCAAGGUAGCGGCAAUACGACAGAGACGACAAAAUUUCAACAACAGUAUUCUUCAUCGACCGACGAAGGCUGCGAGACAGAUAUGGAGGACGUCGCGAACGCAUCAAGCGUUCAAAACAGACUGAGCUCGUACGCAAGCUCAAGCUCUAGCAGCGGAGUAGUCACAUUUUUUAACAACAAAAGUCUAAGUCAAAACCUGAGUUGCGAUUCGUCACAAAGUAAUUUUUCAACGUUUGAGAGCUUGGAUUACCAAUUGUCAGACUGUUCCAGUGAGUUAGCUAGUAGCCUGCCAAGCUGUACGUCUAAUGAAGAAAAAUUGGCCUACGACAAUAAUUCCCUCGUGAACACUAGCCCGAUGCACCCAUGCGUUUACAUAUCGUCUUACAACAAUAAAACUCCGGGCGUGGGAUUCAUUGCGAGACACAAUCCAUUGAACUACCAAUCAGUCAAUAAUAAGAAUUGUCCUCGAGCAAUCACGCGGAGUCCGGUUGACUUUCGGGAAGGUCGUCGGGCAAGUGACGGCCUUGUAGCACAACAAGCUGCUCAGUCCAAUGAAUCACAAAAGAAUAGUCUUGCUUUUAAUAGCCAGCGGUUGAAUGAAAACUGUAAGGCUAAAGGGGUUUUGGAACUACACCUUGUGCAAAAAGAGGCCCAAAAGUUGAAAACUCAGUACCAGUCAACGAUACCGGCAGAAGAGAUGACACAGAGACAAAUACAACAUAAUCAGUUCGCAGCAAGUUUCAGUCCACACUACUUAGAGACAAAAGCACCGACUCCUAAGCGUAUCAGCCUUCCCGAAACCUUUAACUAUUCGAGCACAUCGCCACCUAUGCCAGCCAGCCCCAAAAUGGUAGCACAAUUACAGGACCAAGUAGAGUUGCAACACGCUACCUCACAAGUCAAACCUCCUUUGCAACAGCAGCUUAUGCAACACAGACUGUUCCAACAAAAGCGACAGCUAUUACAGAAACAAAUGACUCCACCUAACAUCCCCUCUCACGAGAUGGGCAUUCACACUCUGCAAGUGGGCCUCAGCAGACGACAAAUGCUACGGCAGCAAAGUUACAAGAUAGCACAGCAACAACAAAUCCUACCGCCCUUGCCAUUAACGGAAACGGAGAAUCGAGAUUUGCUCGCCUUCCAAGCUUUAGUGGAAGGGCCGAACAGAACACCGAAACACAAGUCCGAUGAAAGCCAAGAGGAGCCGAAGUUCGCAUAUCAAGGAUCGAUGGAGAUCAGCAUCAUGAAUAAGGAAAGAUUGGGUAACGAGAAUUGGUCGAACUUGCCGUCGAGCCUGCAGAGCGCGUGCCAGAUCUCGGAGCUGGCGGGGCGGCGCGAGGCGCGCGAGGGCGAGGGCGAGGCGGCGGCGGGCGCGGACGCGGCGCUGUGGCCGGCGCAGUGGAACGCCUCGCUGUUCCAGCCGCAGCCCUGCUUCCAGGUAUUCCAACAGAUCAAUUAGUAGUACUCCACGUAAAGAGUAGUGCUGUAGAUUUUGUAGUGUGCAUAGCGUAAACACGACGUCGACUCUGAUCUCUGGGUAUGAAACCUUCGGUUUCCAUGUCUGUGUUUACGUUACAUGAAAGAAUGGUCUCAUUAUGAUUUAUAUUUGUAAAGCAUCGUACUGUGAGAAUGUAAGUCAGUAGAAAUUUGUAAUUUCACAGAUAUAUUGCGUAUAUUUAGAGUGCAUGACAAUAACUAGUGCUUUAAAAUUAUAUAUUACACAGUAGAUCUGUGGUUCACUGCAAUACAUAUAAUCCAAACUGCCGAUAGUACCUUUUUAUUAAAAAUAUGAUAAACACCAAUAAAAUAGUCAUGUAUUCUUAGCAUAAUAAGCAUUGUAUCGAUAUAAUAGAUGCACUUAAUGUCCGAUUAAGGUACCUACUUAUUAAAAAUAUACAAGACCUUGUUACAAAGUAUUCAUUCCUGUUGUUCAUUACUUACGAGUAAAGCAAAUAUAUCAUCACUAUAGUGUAUUGUAUAAGUAUGUACUAUACCUAGCUAUUCCAUUUUACGUUUUUACUUGCCAAGUAUUGUAUUAAUUUAGAAGCUGAUGUUUUGCAUUUUGCCCACUUGUGCUACAUCACGUGAGAAUGUUCCUACAUUAUGUUCGUUAUUUUCUCCAUGGUACAUUACUGUUUAUUAGAUGUAAGUAUCUAUUUAUUAUAGAUAUUGUAAGUAAAACGUAUGAGUCUGUACUUUUUCUUUGUGAAAGUCUGUAUAGUUUUUGUUAUUAUUUGCUAAUUAUGAAAUAAUUUAUGUAAGAUGUGAUAGCUUUACUUAGAGGCAAGUUUUAUUUAAAUACAAGUUAUUGUAAAUGUAUAA
Messenger RNA from Helicoverpa zea (corn earworm), 5087 nucleotides. It is a transcript of the gene Sik2, whose product is annotated as serine/threonine-protein kinase SIK2-like. The transcript is spliced from 9 exons. Gene Ontology annotation, molecular function: tau-protein kinase activity; protein serine/threonine kinase activity; ATP binding. Lineage: Eukaryota; Metazoa; Arthropoda; Insecta; Lepidoptera; Noctuidae. Bases 589 to 4224 code for a protein of 1211 amino acids. Gene Ontology annotation, biological process: intracellular signal transduction; protein phosphorylation; microtubule cytoskeleton organization. Gene Ontology annotation, cellular component: cytoplasm. The record is from RefSeq and is a predicted model, not a curated record.